AUGGGGAAGCUCAUCCGCCUCGAGCUGUUUAAUUUUAAGUCAUACAAGGGCCAUCAUGUCCUUCUCUUUGGCGAUGCCUACUUCACCUCAAUCAUCGGACCCAACGGAUCUGGAAAAUCUAAUUCGAUGGAUGCAAUCUCUUUCGUUCUAGGAAUCAAAUCAUCCCAUUUGCGAUCGAUGAACCUUCGUGACCUUGUUUAUCGCGGCCGUGUGCUGCGCACAUCGAGAGUGGAUGCCGAUGGUAAUGCUAUAGAUGGAGAACCAAACGGGGAGCACCAAGCACAGAAUGGCGAUGACGUGGAACAGGAGGAUGCUAGUGGUUUGAACGAUCCGCGCACAGCCUGGGUGAUGGCUGUCUACGAAGACGAUGCAGGAGAGGAGCAACAAUGGCGACGCUCUAUUACCAGCCAGGGUGUCAGCGAAUACCGGAUCAACAGCCGCAUCGUGACGGCGCAACAAUAUAACGAGGCACUUGAGGCAGAAAAUAUCUUGAUCAAGGCGCGCAACUUCCUUGUCUUUCAGGGCGAUGUUGAGGCAAUCGCCUCGCAGUCCCCGAAAGACCUUACGCGGCUGAUUGAACAGAUAUCUGGAAGUCUUGAAUAUAAAGCCGAAUAUGAGCGCCUCAAAGCCGAGGCGGAGGAGGCUGCAGAACAACAGACCAUCCAGCUGAACCGUCGGAGAGGUAUUAACUCGGAAAUUAAGCAAUACCAGGAGCAGAAGCGCGAAGCUGAGAACUAUGCCCGGAAGGCGGAAGAGCGCGACCAAGCCAUCAUCACCCACAUCUUGUGGAAACUCUUCCACUUCCAACGCACGAUCGAUGAAUCUAGCGCAGAGAUUCUCAAGUAUCAAGAUGAACUCAAGGAAUUUCGCCGCAACGUUGAGAAAUACGAAAAGAAUGUCGAGGAAGCGAAGAAAGAGCACGCUAGAGUUGGUCGAGAUGUCGCCAAGGCCGAGAAGAACAUCACCAAGAAAGAAAAGGAUAUCGAAGAAGCGACCAACGCGCUCGUCCCGGUGGACGAGAAAGUCGACAUCACCAUGAAAAAGGUAGAACGAUUCGCCUCUCGGAUCGCCGAAAUCGGCAAAGAGAAGGAGGCACAGUCAUCCAAUGCGAAGCAGUUGGAAAAGGACCUCAAGGUUGUCGAAAAAGCUCAAGCUCAGUGGGAAGCCGAAUGGCAGAAAACCAUAAGCAAGCAGGGUGGCCAGUUGAGCGAAGCCGAUCAGCAAGAAUACAACAGGCUGAAAGAAGAAGUCAACAAGCGAUCGUCGUCGGAGCAAUUGAACCUUGACAACUUAAGGCGCCAGAGAAAAACUGAAGCCGAGGCGUGUAAUAGCCUCAAGUCCAAGUUUGAGAGCACCGAGUGGCAGCUGAAGUCCCUAGAGAGUGACGCGCAGUCUUUGUCCGAACGCAAGUCGACUAUUAAUGGCACGGUCAAAAGCACAUCUAAGGACAUUGAUCGCAAGAAGAAGGAGCUCAAUGCUCUCGCAUCAGAGCGACUACGCGUCUCGCAGAUGAGAACGGAAUUUGAGGAGAAACUCCAAGUGGUUCUGAAAAAGCUUCUCGAGGCUGACAAUGGCAAGAAGCAGUCCGAAAAGGAACUCAGAGCGAAGGAACUGAUUUCCACCUUGAAAAGAAUCUUUCCCGGCGUGAAGGGCCGCGUUAGCGACCUCUGUAAACCGAAGCAAAAAAAAUAUGCUGAAGCAGUUAGCACUGUUCUUGGUCGACAUUUCGAUGCUAUUGUUGUUGACAACGAAAAAACCGCCAAAGAGUGCAUUCAGCAUCUGCGUGAUCAAAGAGCUGGUCAGGCAACCUUCAUUCCUCUGGAAACCAUUCAAGUGAAGGCUUUUAAUUCCAACUUGAAGGGCAUGCACCGCGGAAUGCGCCCUGCAAUUGAGACGGUGGACUAUGAUGACUCAGUUGCACGGGCCAUUAGCUACUCAUGCGGCAAUGCCAUUGUCUGCGAUGAUCUGGCGACAGCUAAGUAUCUCUGCUACGAGAAGCAUGUGGAUGCGAAGGCUGUCACUCUUGACGGAACAGUGAUCCAUAAGGGUGGCCUGAUGACCGGUGGCAAGGGACCUCAGCAGACCUCGAAGCGCUGGGAGGACUCCGAAGUGGAGAAUCUAUACAAACUCAAAGACAAAUUGAUGGCGGACCUCACCAAUCUCCCCAAGGGUCACCGCAGGGGUACUGAGGAAGAAACUCUGCAGGGUGAAUUGGUUGGACUUGAGCAACGUCUCGCCUAUGCCCGCGAGGAGCUUAAGGCUCUUGAAAGAAACCUCGAGAGCAAGCGCAGUGAACUGGACUUCGUUAAGCGUCAGCUCGAGGAGCUGAGGCCCAAAUAUUUUGAAAGACAGGAGGCCUUGGAAGAGCUUGACCAGACCAUCGUAGCAUCGCAGGAGACCGUCAGCAAUGUUGAGGAUGAGAUUUACCGCAAAUUCUGCAAACGCCUUAGAUACAGCAACAUUCGCGAGUAUGAGAUUCAACAGGGCUCGUUGCAUGAAGAAGCCGCCCAAAAGAAACUGGAGUUUACCACACAAAAGAGUCGGAUCGAAAACCAGCUCAGCUUCGAAAAGCAGCGGCUCCAGGCCACGAGUGAUCGAAUCGCUAGUCUCCAAGCGCAACACCAGCGCGAUGAAAAUCUGAUCUCCGAGCUCCGAGCAGAACAGGACGAGAUCCGAAACCGUCUUGAUGAGUUCAAUGCCGAACUUGAUAUUCUCCGGGAGCGCCUUGAGGAGCAAAAGGAAGCGUAUGCCCGCUCGGCGGAGAAUCUCACGCAGCAUCGUCGAGAGCUUCAGAAGCGCAGCAAAGACGUUGAAGGAAUCCUGAAGAAUAUCAACAGUCUGGAAACAGAUAUCCAGCGCAAUUCUUCCAGCCGAUAUGCCCUUCUUCGACGUUGCAAGUUGGAGGAUAUUGAUAUCCCAUUGACCGACAACUCGAAUCCACUUGAACAACUUCCCAUUGAUGAGCUUGUUCAGGCAGCUGAUCCCGAUGCGAUGGACGUUGAUGACGAUGGUGCAGGAGGCGAUGAUCAUACUUUCAGUGUGCAAGACUACGGGAUCGAAGUUGACUUUGAUUCUCUGGGAGAAACUCUCAAGGAGGAGGCCGACGAAAAGCUUGAAGAGGAAUUGCUUGACAAGGUUCGAACCCUCAGCAGCGAGCUCGACAAAAUGACGCCAAACACACGAGCAAUGGAGCGCCUGGAGAGUGUCGAGAAUAAGCUCCGCAGCACAGAGAAGGACUUCGAAGAAUCACGCAGGCAUGCUCGAAAGACCAAGGAAGACUUUGAAGAGGUGAUGCGCCAGCGAUCCGACCUUUUCAACAGGGCGUUCUCUCACAUCUCGGACCAAAUCGGUCCCAUCUACCGCGAAUUGACAAAGAGUGCCAAUUAUCCGUUGGGUGGACAAGCGUACUUGGAUAUUGAGGACUCGGACGAGCCGUAUCUCGAUGGUAUCAAAUACCACGCGAUGCCUCCGCUUAAACGCUUCCGAGAUAUGGAACAUCUCUCGGGAGGUGAGAAGACGAUGGCGGCUUUGGCUCUGUUGUUCGCGAUCCAUUCAUACCAGCCGUCGCCAUUCUUCGUACUGGACGAGGUUGAUGCGGCUUUGGACAACACCAACGUUGCGCGGAUUGCCAACUAUAUCCACGACCACGCCGCCCCAGGUAUGCAAUUCAUUGUGAUCAGCUUGAAGACCGGGCUCUUCCAGAACAGCGAGGCCUUGGUGGGCAUUUACCGUGAUCAGGCCCAGAACAGCAGUCGGUCCUUGACACUUGAUCUUCGGAAAUAUAACUAG
This is a messenger RNA of Aspergillus tanneri, 3789 nucleotides long. It is a transcript of the gene SMC1, whose product is annotated as cohesin subunit SMC1. The record is from RefSeq and is a predicted model, not a curated record. The coding region runs from base 1 to 3789 and encodes 1262 amino acids. Gene Ontology annotation, molecular function: DNA binding; protein binding; ATP hydrolysis activity. NCBI's taxonomy places the organism in Eukaryota, Fungi, Ascomycota, Eurotiomycetes, Eurotiales, Aspergillaceae. Gene Ontology annotation, cellular component: nucleus; cohesin complex; chromosome. Gene Ontology annotation, biological process: sister chromatid cohesion. The transcript is spliced from 6 exons.